GUUAAUACAAAAAAAAAGGCACCUCAUAAGCUAGGAAAUCGAAGGGAGGAUUUAUAGACUUCCAAAGCGAAAACACCCGUUACAAAACCCCGCAGACAAAUCACAACCCAACCGCUGCGCUCAAAAUAAAAAAAUAAAAUGAUGGCGGCAAAAUUUCCACCACCCUCUCGUCGUUUCAUUCUCCUCCUCCUCUCAAUCUACGUUCCUCUCGCUAAACUCCAAACCGAAUCAAGCGAGGCUGAGAAACGCACUCUUCUCCAAAUCAAGAGCGACUUCGGAAAUCCUCCAUCACUCGACUCCUGGAACAACUCCACCUUAACCAAUCUCUGCAACUGGACCGGGGUCCACUGCGACGACUAUGGGUCCGUUUCCCAAAUCUCCCUUCCCAACCAGAACAUCGCCGGUCAGUUACCUCCUUCCAUGUGUAACCUCAUCAAUCUCACCGUUCUCGAUCUCAACAACAACUCCAUCUCCGGCGUCUUCCCCACCCUCCUCUACAACUGCUCCAGUCUCCGGUACCUCGACAUCUCCCAGAACCUCCUCGUCGGCAAUCUCCCCAACGACAUCCACCGCUUGCCUUCCCAGCUCACCGAACUUAUCCUAUCCGGAAACAACUUCACCGGCGACAUACCGACAUCCAUCGGCCAGCUACCGGCUAUUCAAAGGCUCUGCCUUGAUUACAACCUUUUUAAUGGUGCCCUUCCGGCCGAAAUCGGGAACCUUUCCACCUUGGAGACUCUCUGGCUCGCGAACAAUCCUUUCCCCCGGACAACGACGAUUCCGCCAAAGUUCGGCAACUUGACGAGACUGACUUAUUUGUGGAUGAGACAGGCGAACUUGGAAGGAGAGAUCCCGGAGUCUUUUGGGAAGUUGGCUGCGCUCCAGCAUCUCGAUUUGUCAAUAAAUUCUCUGAGCGGGAGAAUUCCUGAUGGGAUUUGGGCGCUUGAGAAUUUGCGAUUUCUUUUUCUGUACAAGAAUCAACUCUCCGGCGGAAUCAAUGGAACGGCCAUCAAAGCUCUCAGCUUCGAGUCCAUCGAUGUUUCACAGAAUCAGUUAACAGGAAGAAUACCAGAGGAAUUUGGGAGAAUGGGCAAUCUGUCUUUUCUAUUAAUGUACCUUAAUCGAUUUUCCGGCGAGAUCCCGGCGAACAUCGGCUUGCUUCCAUCACUUACCGAUCUUCGCCUUUUCAACAACAGACUAUCCGGCGGCCUGCCGACGGAGCUUGGUAAGCACUCACAGUUGUGGAACGUUGAGGUAGACGACAACCUGCUCUCUGGUGAGUUUCCAUCAGAUCUCUGCGCUAGAGGAGCACUGGUCUCUGUUAUUAUGUUCAAUAACAACUUCUCAGGCAAUUUGCCGGCGUCACUCAACAAAUGCUUCACGCUGAGCAAUCUCAUGAUCUACAGAAACAAUUUCUCCGGUGAACUCCCAGCUGGGAUCUGGACCGCGGCUGUGAAUUUGACGACUGUGAUGAUAGGAGACAACUCGCUCACCGGCACUCUACCAAACGUACUCCCGUGGAAUCUAACGCGGCUUGAAAUCCAGAACAACCAUUUCACUGGCAACCUUCCUUCGACGGCCAAGAAUCUUAUCGUUUUCAAUGCGAACAGUAAUCUUCUCUCCGGCCCGAUUCCUACCAAUCUGAGUGGUUUCUCCCAGCUUGCCGUCUUAUCCCUUGGGGGCAACCAGAUAUCCGGCUCUGUUCCGCCGGGAAUCUCCAAUCUUCGAUACCUCACAGAUCUAAAUCUCAGCAGCAACCAACUCGUGGGCGAGAUCCCUUCCUCAAUCGGCACCUUGCCAGUUCUCAUCUCGCUAAAUCUAUCAAACAACCAACUCUCUGGCGCCAUCCCGUCGGCACUCGGUGACCUCCGGCUUAACCUACUCGAUCUGUCCUCCAACGAUCUCUCCGGCGAGAUCCCAAUCACGCUGCAGAGCAAAGCUUACUCCCAGAGCUUUACCUCCAACCCCGGCCUCUGCUCCUCCAACUCCGAUCUCCACAUCAACCCCUGCAAAUCCAGGGCGGAAGGCUCGAAUGGGCUCGCCCGAGGCGUCCGCAUCCUUAUUGCUGUCCUUGUAGCUCUCGUUCUAAUUGCCGCUGGCCUCUUCGCCUUCUUCGCGGCGAAGGACUGUCGCCAACGGCGCAGGGCCGAUAUCGACCAGGAUUGGAAAAUGACGCCGUUCCAAUCGCUGGAUUUCACGGAGGAAAGCAUCAUUCGUGGACUCAAAGAGGAGAAUGUCGUGGGGAGAGGCGGAUCGGGGAAGGUAUACCGCGUGGCUGCCGGAGUUCGAUCCGGCGGCGCUGUGGCCGUGAAGAGGAUGUAUUGCGAGAGGAAGAUGGAUUGGAAGCUGGAGAGGGAAUUCGAAGCGGAGUUGAGGGUUUUGGGCUCGAUCCGCCACAUCAAUAUUGUGAGGCUGCUGUGCUGCGUUUCCGGUGCGUGCGAGAAGCUCUUGGUGUAUGAGUACAUGGAGAACGGGAGCUUGGAUCGGUGGUUACACGGAGGGCACAGAGAGUUGGACUGGCCUGGCAGAGUCGGUAUAGCGAUCGGGGCGGCGCAAGGUCUGAGCUAUUUGCACCACGAGUGCUCGCCUCCAGUGGUGCAUCGCGACGUAAAGUCCAGCAAUAUUCUUCUAGACUCCAAGCUUAGGCCCAAAAUAGCUGAUUUUGGUCUGGCCCGGAUCAUGGCCCGACCCGGAGAACAGCAUUCGACUGCGGUGGUUGUGGGGUCGUUCGGCUACAUGGCACCAGAAUGUGGAUACACUAACAAAGUGAACGAGAAGAUUGAUGUGUACAGCUUUGGAGUAGUAUUGUUGGAGUUGAUCACCGGUAGGGAGGCGAGCGAUGGAGGUGAGUAUGGCAGUCUUGAUAAGUGGGCUCGACUUCAUUUUCAAAAAGGGAAAAAGAUAAUAGAUGCAGUUGAUCAUAGAAUCCGAAACCCCGUUCACCUGGAUGAGAUAGAAAUGGUACUCAAAUUGGCCAUCAUCUGCACUGGGACUCUACCAUCAACCCGUCCAACUAUGAAGGAGGUGCUGCAGAUCCUGCUACGAUGUGAUCGAAGGUUCAGAAAUGACGAGGGGCUGAGCUUAGAGCGCGACUGUGAUCUCCUCCUUCAAAACAAGAGCAGCAGCUGGCGUAGUAAGAGCAAAAUAAAAGUUGAAAUCGAGGAUCUUGUUGAUAAUGUUAACAUUGUUUGAUCUUGUUCCAUGGUUCAUGUUCUCUGUAGUUACCACAGUAGUUGUACAUUGCAGUUAGUUUCAUACCCCAGCCAUUUUACUUUGUUCUAUUGGGAUCAUCUUUUAUUUUUGGCCAAUAUCAUUUUCAUUUUCUUUCGGCCAAAGUGCUGAAAUCAGAUAAAUACACUGUCAAUAACAUGGAAAGUUAAAGAUGA
Dendrobium catenatum is the source of this 3386-nucleotide messenger RNA. Its product is annotated as receptor-like protein kinase HSL1. Gene Ontology annotation, biological process: protein phosphorylation; hormone-mediated signaling pathway. The record is from RefSeq and is a predicted model, not a curated record. Gene Ontology annotation, cellular component: plasma membrane. The transcript is spliced from 2 exons. The coding region runs from base 139 to 3192 and encodes 1017 amino acids. Lineage: Eukaryota; Viridiplantae; Streptophyta; Magnoliopsida; Asparagales; Orchidaceae. Gene Ontology annotation, molecular function: protein kinase activity; ATP binding; protein binding.